Messenger RNA from Mauremys mutica (yellowpond turtle), 3467 nucleotides. It is a transcript of the gene RINL, whose product is annotated as Ras and Rab interactor like. Gene Ontology annotation, cellular component: endocytic vesicle; cytosol. The record is from RefSeq and is a predicted model, not a curated record. The transcript has 12 exons. The coding region runs from base 388 to 2784 and encodes 798 amino acids. Gene Ontology annotation, molecular function: guanyl-nucleotide exchange factor activity; small GTPase binding. Lineage: Eukaryota; Metazoa; Chordata; Testudines; Geoemydidae. Gene Ontology annotation, biological process: vesicle-mediated transport; signal transduction.
UGUCCCGGGGGGAGUCGCCUGAGGGCACCCUGCCGUGUCGCUGGCGCUCCCGGGUCCCAGCGGGCGCCAGAAGUGUGACACCCAAAGGCGCCGGUCCCUCCCCCUCCUCUCUCGCCUUCACACCGCGCCCCGUGGCCUUUCCCCUCCGCCCGGCCUGGCCCAGAGACCACGUGAAGGCUGCCGGAGGUAUAAUAACCACAGCCCUGGCAUCACAGCCUUCGCUCCUUCGUCAUCGCCUCUCCCGCGCUCUCGUCCUCACCGGAGAUCUCCCCGCCGCUGCUUCUCCCCGCCCCAGAGGGAUCUGGCGCCUAAAUGCAUCCUGGGACGCACGUUUCCGAGCAAGCUGCCUCUGCUGAUGGGUUAGUUACAGCUGCUGGGCUAUAAAGGAUGCCUCACGUGUCUGCUGAAGAUGAUGUCGAUCCUUCGGGGGCUGGGAACAAUGAUAGCCGCCCCCAGCGCCUGCUGCAGAAUGGCCAGUGCCAGGCCCCCCUGACGCUCCUGGACAGGCUUCUGCUGACCCAGGGGCUCUGGCAGCUGCUCAGCCUGGGCCCGGAACAAGCCACGGAGCUGCUGAGGAUGCAGCCGCCUGGGACGUUCCUGGUGACCGGCGCGGGGAGCGGGGAGCGCAAGGCGCUGUCGGUGCAGAGCAGCGGAGAGGGGCACGGAGCUGGAGCCGUCUGCCGUUUCCAGAUCAAGGAGGAUGACUCGGCUGUUUGCCUGGAAGGGUCCCAACUGCGCUUCCUGGGUCUACUGGAACUGGUCGCCUUCCUCUCUGUGAGCAGGGACGUGCUGCCCCUCCCGCUGCGGCUCCCGGCCACCUUGCAACGCCUCGGCAGGGCCGAGCUGGACGCCCGCGCAGCCCUGGGCAUGAGGUUCUGGAGUCCUCCCUUUAAGCCAUCGGCCACAGGCGAAGAGGAGGAAGAGAACAUGGGGUCCAGCCCCGAGCCCCCGAACCCCCUGGAGAGUAGCGGCCCGGCCUGCGCCAUCCGGGUGACGUCGGAGGACGGGGCGCUCUGCAUCAUCAACCCGCUCUUCCUGUCGGAGCACAGCAGCGAGGGCUGGCUCCCCGCCGGGGUACCCCCCCCAUUCCACCUGCCUGAGAGAGGGGGCACCAUCCGGCUGAGGAACGGGCAGGGACCCAGCCUGUCGGACAAGCCGCUGGCGCCCGCCAGCACCGAGACGGAUCAGCUGGGAGCCCCAGAGCCCGGGAAAGAGGGGGAGCCGGGCAAAGGCGAUGAUGCCCCACCGGCCUCGGUGAAACGGAAGCUGCUGGUGCGCCGUCCGGCCUGGAACAUGUCUGAGGACUCGCCGUCCCCGCCGCCGGCCGAGAGGCAGGAGGGCCCGGCCUCCCCGCACCGGGUCUCUUGGAUCGAGGGGGCCUCGGACGCCCCCUGGGCGCUGAAGAAGUCCCACUCGGAGUCCUCGCUGGUGGGCCCCCGGGACAGCCUGCUCCUGCCGCCCAUCCCCGAGCUGGACUCGCUGUCGGUCAGCAGCGUGGAAGAGGAGGCUGACGCCCACCCGGCCACGCCCCGCAAGAAGCACCAGUCGGCGGCGCUGCCGGGGCGGGUCCUGCACCGGCUGUCGGCCGUGGGCAGCGCCCUGACCAGCUUCCUCUCGGCUGAGCGCCGGCUGGCCAAGCGGGUCCAGGAGCUGACGCAGGAUCCGGCCUCCUACGUCGGGGGCCUGGUGCAGAACUUCGUGGGGCACAUGCUGCGGGGCGGGGCGGCCCGGCACCCCACCAGCACCGACCUGCUGCAGGAGAUCCGCCAGAUGAUCAGCAGCCUCAAGGGUUACCUGUGUGAGAGCUCGGAGCUGCAGGACGCCUGGGAGUGCGGGGACCUCGAGGAGAUGGACCUGGGCUCCGUGGUGGAGGCGGCCCUGUACAAGUGCGUCCUGAAGCCGCUGCGGGACUGCGUCUACGGGCAGCUCCUGGAGUUCCACAGCCGGGACGGGAGCCUGCAGAAGCUGCGCGAUCACCAGCUGACCAUGGGCCGCCAGAGCCUGGCGGAGCUGGGGGUGACGGCCAGCGUCCCCGACGCCCCGGCCCUCGAGCGCAUCCAGGCCAAGCUGCUCCAGAUGCACCAGGCCUACUCGCCCAAGAAGAAGGAGGCCCAGCUGCUCAAGGCCUGCAAGCUGAUCUACGAGGCCAUGAACCACGGCACCGGCGGCAAGGAGGUCUAUGGGGCGGACGACUUCCUGCCUGUGCUGACCUACGUCCUGGUGAAGUGCGACAUCGUGGCGGUGCAGCUGGACGUGGAGUACAUGAUGGAGCUGCUGGACCCCAGCCAGCUGCAGGGAGAAGGCGGCUACUACCUCACCACCUGGUUCGGGGCUCUUUACCACAUCAGCAACUUCCAGUCGGCCAUGGUAACCCGGCAGAUCAGCAUCGAAGCACAGGACUCCAUCCACCGGUGGCAGCGCCGGCGCACCAUCCACCACAACCAACACAGCCGGCGCCGCUCCCAGGAUAUUCUCUAUGUCUCCUUCCAAGAGCCCUUCACGAACCAGAAGGCCAUCCCCCUCCCCGCCCACAUGACAGCGGCCUCAGUGUGUGUGAUAUGCAGCAAGAAAUAUGGUGUCUCCAACCCAGAGGCCUAUGGUCUCUUCCUGGUGACGGACAGCACCUCCCGGCUCCUGGCGGGGGACAGUCGCCCCCAGCAGAUCCGCUCGGCGUCCCUCAAAUCCCACAGCGCCUCCAGCUGCUUCGUUUACAAGCUGAAGGGAGAGGAGCCGGAAGCCCCGUCGGAAGGCGACGGCCCAACCCCUGCUCAGGAACCAAUAUAAGGCCGGUGGAGAGACGGUGCAAUCAGAGGCUGCCUGGAUGGAAGCGUCCAGUCCGUGCAGCCAAAAUCCAGUGACCUUGGGACUGAGGCGGGACUCUCCCCAGAGCCUCCCGGGUCCUAAUAUGUCAGGACGCCUGGGUUAAAAACAAACUCAAACUUCCCAAGGGUCGGAGCAAACAGGUGCUGGAGCGGCCAGCGGAAAGCGUGGAAGCCCCAUUGACUUAUAACUAGGAACGGCCGAAGCCCAGGGGAACUGACGGGAGGGGACAGUCCUACCGCGGAUGGGGCGUCCCCAUCUCGCAGGGCACAGCUCGGGGGAGUAGGUGUCCCGAGCCGGGACGGCCUUUCCUCCUCUCGGAACUCUACGAGCCCUGGGGCCGUGUUGGUCCGGUCGGCUCCCAGCUGCAGCCCAGGGCCGGGGCGUGGAUGGCUCAGGCCGCUGCGGUCCGGCGCGCAGGAACCGUUCACCUCUAGCCGGCUGCCUGAGCGGGGGCGAGGUGGGCCUGUGCCGUACGGGUUUGGGGGGGCCGCAGCCCCGGGGGAAAGGGAGAGAAGAGCUGCCCCUCUGUGGGCAAACUCAGCCAGGAGCUAGGGGAGAAACAAAUCUAAUAUCCUCUCCAGGGCAGGGCUGGCAAACAUCGCCCAAGGGGCAUGGUAGGGGGUGGGGGUGGGGGGAGAGGCAGG